AUCUCGAUUCUUGAGCAUCAUGAUGAUUUAUCCUGUAUGUUUCGAUUUCUUCGCGGAAAUUGAACCUAUCUGUAAGUUUGGGAGAUUUGAAUCCUGUUGAAUCGAUUAGAGGCCUAGGUUUUUGUUGGAAUUUCUGUGAAUUUCUUCAAUCUCCCGAACCCUAAUUUAACAACAAGCUCUACGAAUUGAGAGAGAGAGAGAGGCUCCAAUUGGAUUGCCAGCAUCAAUUUGGGCGAGGCCCUCGUAGAAAUCAUCAUUGGAGAUAAACACUAGCAUUUAAAAAUCGGUUCUUGGCGUAUUUGGGGAUUUUUUUUUUCAAGUUCGGAAUUGGUCUCUGUAUCCUCAUCGUAGCUCGUGGUUUGAAAACCUAAGAUGAGCCUUUUACUCUCUCUCUCUCUCUUUCUCUCUCUCUCUCUCUCUCUCUCUCUCUCUCUCUCUCUACCUUUCAUUGGUUUUUACCUUUUUUGAAAAAAUCAGAGGUCGAUUUUGAUCUAAGAGAGGAAGCCAAGGACAUUACCGAGUUCACCAACACUUGAAAUUGCACUAAGCUUAUCGGUAAGCAAAGAGAGGAGCAUACCUAGUGCUUGCAGCAAGGAGAGAGGCUGAGCUCAAGGCUAUGGCCAAGGCUGCAAAAAACAAUGGAGCUCCUGAUGUGCUCGUUCCUGAUUUCCUUAAUUGCAGUUUCUAUUGUUGAUGCGAUAAGGUCCCUUAUCACUCCAACUCCUGAAGGUGAUUGGUUUUCUUCAGAGGUUUAUACCAAUGGGAAUCCUUAUGGCAUCGAGGAGGAUAUUGUUUUUAGCAUGCCUUGUAGAUCGAAGGGGGAUGGUGACUAUGAGCUAGUCAAGGAUGUAAUAAUUGAUGACUGCCUUCGACAACGUAUCAAAAAGUCUGAAGCUGAACUGCUCUCGGAGAAAAGAUGUGUAGCUCACUUAACUAGGGAGGGUGUUGCAUAUUGCGAUAUUCGUGAGGACACCAUGCUACCUGGUGAACAGUAGAAAAAUAAAGAGGAUGCACAUAAUAGUAUCAGUAUCAUCAGUUAGUAUCAGUUGUGGAGGAAAAUCCUCAAAAGCAAAGUUUCUUCCUCGAAAUGAAAGGCUAUUCAUUGUGAUGGAAUAGUUAUUUAUGCAAUAAGUGGCAGUUAGGCCUCCAUUUGUUGUAUAAUCGCAAAUCUUCUAUGCUAAAGAAAUCUUAGUUUUUCAUUCUACUGGGUAUGUCUUAAAGCAUCCCCCACUGUAUAAUAUUGGUAAUUUUUUUGGCAUCAUUUAUAUGAUUUUAUGGUAGAUAGGUUGCUGAUUUGGUACCUCUUUCUCUCAAAUAAAACAUAUCAUGCAUCUUCUAUAUA
This is a messenger RNA of Asparagus officinalis (garden asparagus), 1342 nucleotides long. Its product is annotated as malate dehydrogenase [NADP], chloroplastic-like. Gene Ontology annotation, biological process: malate metabolic process; oxaloacetate metabolic process; tricarboxylic acid cycle. Gene Ontology annotation, molecular function: L-malate dehydrogenase (NAD+) activity. Lineage: Eukaryota; Viridiplantae; Streptophyta; Magnoliopsida; Asparagales; Asparagaceae. The record is from RefSeq and is a predicted model, not a curated record. Bases 639 to 995 code for a protein of 118 amino acids. The transcript is spliced from 7 exons.